AACUGUUAAAGGAAGUGUGCUUAUUUUCAAAGUUCAUUUGGAUUUCUAGGAGUAUGUAUAACAGGGAUUUUUUUUUAAUGACUAGUCAGUUUAUUUCUAUGAACAUAGAUGUGUAAAACAGAAAUGAGUUGUUUUCAAUAAAAUAUGGAUUUCAGUUGGCAUAUACUUUUAGAAAGAAGUACAUCUGAAUAUUAUUUACUACAAUAAUAUAAAUUUACAGCACGAGGAGCAGAAAAUCUAUAAAAGGAAAAUAAAAAUUGCUGCUGGGUAUGGUAAUUGGGAUCCAUUUUAAUAAGGAACAACUGGCUUGAUUAGGGAUUCUCUAGAGAAUGAUUGUGAAGAAAAAUAUGUUCACACGAGACAAAGACCAAGUUCUGCCACUGUAUAGGCCAGUUAUUUAGCGCAACAUGACUUGCAGGCAUUACAGUAUUUAUUUUGGGAACACAUUAAAUGCACAGUAUGCUAUGCAGCACUUCGUGUUUAAAAGAGCCAAAUAUAAAGGAAAUAGGGAUCUAUAUUGUCCUUAGUGUAUAACUAUGUGUUCCUUGUUUGCUAAACGUCUCACACCAGGCAGUGAAUCUGAAUAGUGUCGAUACAGAGUGGUUGUAUGGUAGAUUCCAUGAUUAAUCAGUGAAAUUCCAUCCUCUAGCAUCACUCACUGCCCUCUUGUGAUGUAAGACCAGACGUACACUGCAUUGAAAAGUCAAGACACACACCACACAUACACCUACAAAUUCUGCUGAAAGCAGAGGAGGGAGAUCGGCUCAUUUAGCAGAAGAAUUUCCUUUGACAUUUCCAGAUUACGCAGCUCGACACUGGUUCUCUGCUGACUUACUGAGUGUGCAGCGAGGCAGUCUCAGCCUUCAUUUGUCGCAAUGUCUGAGUUUAUUUUAGCUUUGGUAACAAUAUCAGGAUUAUUCCCUAUCGCCAAGGCUGUAUCAGUUCUAGUUGAUAAAGACCACAAAACAUGUGGACCAGCUGAAUUUCUUUGCCAUGACCAUGUGACUUGCAUCUCACUGAACUGGCUCUGUGAUGGUGAACCAGAUUGUCCAGAUGAUUCAGACGAGUCACUUGAUCAAUGUACUAGACACCUGGAAUUUACAUGUCCUGUGAAUCAUUUUGACUGCAUUGGGGCGAGAAGAUGUAUUCACAUGAGCAAACUCUGCAAUGGCAUAAAUGAUUGUGUGGAUGGGCUUGAUGAAGGAUAUCAUUGUCGAGAAUUUGCAUCCUCCUGUGCCCGAGCCCAGUGUCAGUAUCGGUGUGCAGUCACAAGAAAUGGUACAUCUUGCUACUGCAAUAACGGUUUUAAUAUAGCACCAGAUGGGAAAGGCUGUGAAGAUUUGGAUGAAUGCAGCAUAUAUGGAACAUGCAGUCAAACAUGCAUGAAUAGCAAUGGAUCGUACAUCUGUGGCUGUGUCGAAGGCUACUUGAUGCAACCUGACAACAGAACUUGUAAAGCCAAAAUUGAACCUAUUGAUUCACCACCUGUUCUUUUGAUUGCCAACAUUAAAAGUAUCGAGGUGACGAGACUGGAUGGAUCAAAUAUUCCUAUCCAGAAUUUCAUCAAUACUAAUGGAAUCAUUGCAUUGGAUUUUAUUUACGAUGAGGAACUUGUCUGCUGGAUCACAGCAGAGGAAAUGUCCAUUCAUGCUGAGCUGAAAUGUGCCAGGAUGACACCACUGAAUGGAUUUUCUGAAGAAAGAAUCAUCAAUAUUUCACACAGCCUCCACAGUGAGUACUUUCAGCACUUAAACCUACCUUAG
Molecule: messenger RNA, 1763 nt
Organism: Leucoraja erinaceus (little skate)
Lineage: Eukaryota; Metazoa; Chordata; Chondrichthyes; Rajiformes; Rajidae
Product: low-density lipoprotein receptor-related protein 1B-like
Exons: 6
Coding region: 876-1763 (295 amino acids)
Molecular function (GO): calcium ion binding; protein binding
Source: RefSeq, a predicted model, not a curated record